AUGGGCAACGCGUUUUCUUUUAACGGAAUGGAGUCUUCCCAAGAGGAAAAGCAAAAAUCUAUGCUCGAAUCGAUACGUGAGAUGAACGCCAACGAAACCGGUUUCGACGCCGUCAUCGUCUGUUGCUCGACCGAACACCAAGCGACGUACUGGGGCGAACGGUUGGUACAAACGCGAGGGUCGGCGUGUAAAAAAGACGCCUUAGUUUACGCCGUGUGCGAGGACUGGACGAACAAAGACGGCGCCGGGAACGGAUUGGGCACUUUGUACGCGUACGCGAAGGCGAAAAAGUUGGCGGAGGCGAAAGACGCGAAGGAUUUGGAUUUGAUUUUAAGCAACGGCGGGUCGAUCGGUUUGUACCACACGGCCGGGAAAGGGACCAGGUUAGCGCCGUUACCCGGGGCGGAGAAUAACAACAAACCUGGGGUCAAGUUACCCGCGGUGGUGGAAGUCGCCGGGGAAGCGAGAAACUUGACCAUCCUCGAGGCGGUGGUGAGACAGACGAACAGGUACGCCAAAGAGCGACCGGGAAGAGUCUCCGUGUUUUGGGGCGACCAGAUUUUCAUUCCAUCCGCAGGGCACAACAAAUCUGGCGAACACCACGCGGAUAUUUUAGCCGUCAUGGGCCCAAUGCCGAACGAAACAGAGUGGAACGAGAAAGGUUUCUCCAACUACGGGUUAAUCGCGGUGAACGGCGAGAACGAGGCGACGCAGGUUGAAAAAGUCAGCCACGCGACCGCGUCGGAGCUAUUGAAAUCGUUCGGAUCGGUGAAACAAGUCGGUCCGAGUUUAGGAUCGUUUUCACUGGGCCACGAAAUGUUAAGUUUGAUGUUGAGCGAGUUCGAGAAGGAGUUGGCGGGGAAAACCGCCAAGUUUGAUUCCGAUCCGCACUUUUGGAUGCCGUUGACGAUGACGAAAGAAAACUACGCGAAGAUUAUGCAAACGAAAGAUGAGACGCGAGAGCAAGCGGAAGCGCACCACGAUCGCAUGACGAAGUUCAAACAAGCUUUGUUGGAGCAGUUUCCUGAGAAGAAGUUGUUCGGCGCGGUGGACGUCGGCCAAGGCUCGUAUUGGUGGGAUUACGGCUUGUUGAAGUUGUACAGAAAGAACAACUUGAUGGUGACUGGAGACGAUGCCGAAGCAGAGGCGUUGAGAUUGUAUUUGAAUAUCCCGAGUCGCGACGUGAAGUUGGCAAACUUUCAAGCCUCUAUCGACGACGAAUCGAACAAGUCAGUCAUCGUCGCGUCCACGGCGAAGAGCGGGUCGGUGAAAUCCUCCGUCGUGAGUAACGUCAACUGCGGCGACAUUCAGGUCGAGAACUGCUUGUUGGUCAACGUCACCGCGAAAAAAAUCAGAGCAUCGAACGCAAUCAUAUAUAACGUCGUCGACGAGAGCGACGACGGGUUGAUUUUACCGGACGGCCAAGUGUACACGAACGUGUUCAUGCCCAAGUCCAAGGAGAAGUUGACGAUGACGAGUACGAUAUCGCAGUGCGGCGGCAAAGUGUUCAAGAUUAAAAUGGCCACCAACCCGCACUCGUUCAACGACGUCUACGCGAUGAAUGGUGAGACCGAUGUCAGAGAAGCGUACGCGAUGGGUGACAAAGCACACGCGGAUUGCAAGAAAAAAAUGUAA
Molecule: messenger RNA, 1635 nt
Organism: Bathycoccus prasinos
Lineage: Eukaryota; Viridiplantae; Chlorophyta; Mamiellophyceae; Mamiellales; Bathycoccaceae
Exons: 1
Coding region: 1-1635 (544 amino acids)
Source: RefSeq, a predicted model, not a curated record